CUCUGCCUAGCAUGUUGUUUAUUGGUGACUGGAGAUAGAGAGGACAAACCUGGAUACAUCAAAUACUUUGUGAAGAUAGGAUCAUAGGACCCGGUUCAACAACUUUGAGGCCACUUAAUAUUUUCCUCUUUUCUAUCUAUUUCUCUCUCUCUCUCUCUAUCUCUACUGCCUGCAAUUAUCAAUCAAACAAUGGCUUCCAACAUCAGUCUCCCUACCUUUCAAGGCCCUCUUCUAAAAUCCAAUUUCCUAGGAAGAAAUGACCUCUCUAAUCUGGCCCCCAAGCCUUCUUUCACAGUUCAAAGAAGGCCAUCCACCCAUCACCUAAGAACAUAUGCCAAGUUUAAUCUAUUCGAAAUCUUGGGAGGCAGAGGGCUCUUAAAUGGUGAGCGAGGUGUUGAGAAAGAGCUUACAAGAAACGUCGAAGAACAAGCACCAGCAGCUGCUGGUGAUGAAGCAGAGAAAACAGAGGGAGAAGAAGGUUCGGGAAUUACUGCCAUUGACAGUGCUCAAGAAGCUGCUUUUGAAAAGGAGAUGAUGGGGCUUACUGGGGGAUUUCCUGGUGGCGAAACGGGGUUGCAAAAGUUCAUUGAGAAAAACCCACCUCCCAAGAAACCACCAGCUGCAGACUCUGGAACAACAGCAGCGCUUGUGAGCUCAAAGAAGCCAAAAGCACCUGAAUUGCCAUUGUUACUACCUGGUAUGAUCGCCAUAGUGAGCAAUCCAAAUAACCCAUAUCACAUGUACUGUGGGAUUGUUCAGAGAAUCACUGAUGGGAAAGCUGGGGUUCUUUUUGAGGGAGGAAACUGGGAUCGGUUAAUCACUUUUCGACUAGAUGAGCUAACUCGCAGAGAGAAGGGACCACCAGGGAAGAACCCCAGAUCCGCGAUUCUUGAACCGCUCCUUAAAAAGGAUUCUGAAUGAGUCAUUCUCUUUAAUUUCUGUAUCAUAAGCAUGUGUAUUUAUAUUCCAAACGUGCAAAUAAAGAAAUUCCUAGCUCAUAUGAAAAUCUCUUUAUUUCUCAACUGUAAGUUGCACGCACAAGAGAGAAGAUAUGUCAAGGAUGGAAUUCAAUAUCACAUAUUUAAGUUGUUUGACUACAUUUAUGAAUUUCAGCCAGUAGUUGUCGUUCAAACAAUGAAAAGUGAACUAGGAGCACUACCAAGUGCUUAAAAUGGUCAGAACGAUGUGCAGAAUAUAAACCUCCAUUAUUUAAGCUCAGGAGAAGAUCAGAUGCAGCCACCCAAC
Molecule: messenger RNA, 1245 nt
Organism: Rosa rugosa (rugosa rose)
Lineage: Eukaryota; Viridiplantae; Streptophyta; Magnoliopsida; Rosales; Rosaceae
Product: NAD(P)H-quinone oxidoreductase subunit S, chloroplastic
Exons: 1
Coding region: 190-921 (243 amino acids)
Biological process (GO): photosynthetic electron transport chain
Source: RefSeq, a predicted model, not a curated record